GUCGUGUAUGAGAUCGUACUCACACAUAAGUGGAUCACCGCGCCCCUCCCCCCCCUCACAUCGGUAAUCGGAUUCCUCGUAAUCCACAGGUGACAGCUUCAUCCCGCCGCUCGGGGCUCCCAUACCUCUCCGUGCAAUGGACCGAGGCAAGAUGAGCCGCAAACAGCGAGGAGGGCCUGCCUACCCCACCUACCCUGAGCCGACCGGACACCCGGGAGAGGACGGGGACAAAAAGUUCUCCAAGUUUCAAAUAAACAAACUCAGAAACUUGACUGAUGAUGUGUUGGACAGAUUUUCCAGCAUUCGAAUUCCUGGAAGUAGAAAAGACCGGCCUAAUUUGAACAACAUAAAGAACUACAACACUUCUGCUGACUGGUCUACAUCAUCUGAGCAUGAUGACUUUCCUCCUAAGCAGCUGUCUGAUAAAGAAGUCCUGGCUCUGUUUGAAAAAAUGAUGGAGGAUAUGAAUUUAAAUGAAGAUCGAAAAGCACCAUUACGGGAGAAGGACAUUGCAACCAAGAAAGAGAUGGUCACGCAGUACAUCAGCACCGCUUCACAAGCCGGUAGCCUAAAAAGCAGCAGACAGAUCUCACCACAGGAAUUCAUUCAUGAAUUGAAAACGGGCUCUACAGAUGAAAGGCUCGUCUCUUACUUAGACUCCCUUCGAGUCUCCCUGACCAGCAAUCCUGUCAGGUGUUUGCUUAUAUGUGGUAUCGAUGAGGAGAAGUCAGGCUGA
Nanorana parkeri is the source of this 736-nucleotide messenger RNA. Its product is annotated as protein diaphanous homolog 3-like. Lineage: Eukaryota; Metazoa; Chordata; Amphibia; Anura; Dicroglossidae. Gene Ontology annotation, biological process: actin filament polymerization; actin cytoskeleton organization. The coding region runs from base 137 to 736 and encodes 199 amino acids. The record is from RefSeq and is a predicted model, not a curated record. Gene Ontology annotation, cellular component: cytoplasm; actin filament. The transcript is spliced from 6 exons. Gene Ontology annotation, molecular function: actin binding; small GTPase binding; microtubule binding.